Messenger RNA from Chaetomium fimeti, 1069 nucleotides. RefSeq lists its product as uncharacterized. Lineage: Eukaryota; Fungi; Ascomycota; Sordariomycetes; Sordariales; Chaetomiaceae. The record is from RefSeq and is a predicted model, not a curated record. The transcript has a single exon. Bases 69 to 962 code for a protein of 297 amino acids.
GCCGAGAGCCGUGCCCCUGCGAGGCUGUGACUCGUGAGGAAGGCUACGGACUCCAGACCCAACUGCGUAUGUAUCCCGGCACAUUCCGAGAUCGAGUGUCCUUUGGCGUUCUCAAGUUCCAUCAUCUUGGCUCUGCCGCUCUUCUCCAAGUCCUAUUCAAGAUCAACAACAAUCACACUUCUGACUCCUCCCUGUCAUCCUUGCCUUUCAUCAUGGUUGUCUCAGGAUAUCAGGAAAAGGAGGGCGAGUCCCUCACCACGUUCUACAAUCUCAUCACCACCAAAUCGACGCAGCUCAAACACAGCGUCAAACCCUGGCAAAAGACAACCAACGGCGAGUUAGCUUCAAGACUAUACGACAAGGAACGGAUCCUCAACUCGGCCGCAGCCCUGCAGCUCAUCUCCAAACGAACGACCAUCCCCGUCCCCCGGCUCAUCGGUUUCGGUGAGAACGACGACGGAACGGCAUGGAUCGAGACGGAGCGCACCCACGGCGGCGUGUGGCUGGACGUCGUUAGGGACCGAUGCCGGAUGCCGGCCGGGAAAACGCACGUCGACGACGGCAACGAGUGCGACGAGUGCGACCGCAUUGCCAGGGCCAACGCCCGUCGAUUCGUCGCCGACGAGGUCGUUCCGCAGCUCAACUCGCUCACCUCGGACACCACGGGCUUGGGUGGGGUGGUCAUCCCGCCGCUCUGGGUUAUGUUUCACGACAAGGCCGCCUGCUGGCCACCUAAGAAGUCUGAAUCUGGCCAGUCGGAAUAUGUGUUUUGCCACGGUAACCUGCAUGGGCACAGCAUCUUGAUGCAUGCUGAGACGUUGCAUGUUCUGAAGAUUGUGGACUGGGACGAGGCUGGAUACUUCCCCCCUGAGUUCCAGGUCUGGUCGGUGGAUAGGGCGGAUUAUGAGGCACUGUAUGAGAAUGAUGAGCAGCGCAAGAGGCUCACAGCGCUGAUGCUGUAGACGUCGCCUUCCGUAGCAGUGCAAAAGUGUAACGGCUUACAAUGGCUCUCGGGUGUCAUUCGUUGAAACUAGGUACCUAAGUACUCCUAUUACCGUGUCCAUCCAAA